UUAUAAAGUCUAAAGUAAUUAUAUUAAACUACGUGAUAAAACAAAUGAGACAACUAAAGUGAUACGGAAGGAGUAAUAAAUAAUAGAGGUUUUUUCCAAAAAUAUUACUCCAUCCUUCCCGUGCAAAGGUUCUCAUGCGGUUUACAUGUUAAGAAACUACUUUAAAUUUUUUAUACAAUCGUAAACAAAAAAAUAAAAUUUGAUGAAAGUGAAAUAUAUAAAGUAAAAGAUUAAGAACACUUCACGUUAAACGGAUAAUAGUGGAUGAGAACCUCUGAAUGUGAUGAAUAUAGUACUGAUUAAAAUUGAUGAAUAAUAUCUUGGUAGAUUCUAUGGUACCCAUAAGGUACCAUACCUUUGUCCACAUGGACCAAUGAGAAUGUAACAGUUUAAUUAUUUAAAUCUAAAUUAAAAAUGAUAAAGUGGUGUGGUCCAAUCAAAUGAAUUGUAGGUACGGUACCCCAUUUUUUAGAAAGGUACCGGAGUUGUCACCUAAUAUCUUUCCUACCCUUAUAAUAUAAGGUGAUCGAAAUCAACAAAUUUAGUAAUGUCAUAAUACUCCGCAAUGCAUUAUAUCGAUGAACUAAUUUAUUAAGAAAAUUAAGAAGCAAACUUAUUUCAAAAGCAGACAUUAAUAAAAUGAAGCGUAAUACGUAGUAAAAUUUAUUUGCCCCAUUACCAAGGUUGUCGGAUUUUGCAAAUCCCACUUUGGAGAGACCCAUUUUAACUUCCCCGUAUUUUUGUACCAAAAAAUGGAAUCUUCGUGUUUUGGCCUUUUGGGUGUGCAAACGAAAAAGUCCCGCUGAUCCGUCAAAAACUCAGAUACUACCGAGUACAAAAACCCUUUAGAAUUUUUCACAAGUAGACUAUGAAGUUAAAAUAAUAUCACUUUUUUCAACUUUGGAAAGUUAUUUCAAAACUAAACUAGUUAAAAAAUUCAUUUCAUAAAUAGACCACUAUAUGAAAUACACCUACGGGGGUCUACUAAAAUUUCUUUUCCUAACGAGUGCACUGCGAUGCAAUGUCUCAAUCGCGGCUCCAUUAUCAUUUGACAAAUUAAUUCGAAUUGCACGGAAUACUUAUCGUUAGUUUUAUGUAGGAAAAAAUGUAAAAAGUUAUUAAAAACUGUAAAAGACGAGAACAAUUAGGUAAAUAUUAAAAGUGAGAAAAAUAAUACUACAUAGUAAAUUUAAAACUGGAACAAUUCAAAAAUAAUAAUAAAAUAAAAAAUUGAAAACGUGUGAACUAAGUUAAAAAAAUUAACUUUAACAUAAAAUCUGUCAAAAAAAAAUGUAUACAAAUAAACGAAGUAUAUAAUUUCAAAUACAAUUUCAAAAUAGUUAAUACAAUUUGUAUAAAAUAUAAAAACAUGGGGACGUUCUAUAAAAUACAAAAUAAUUUCAAAAUGUUACAAUUUAUAUGAAAUAUAAAAAUUUCAAAAAUAUAAAAAAUCAAAAGGUUGGUAAAAGAAUUAAAUAACAGAAAAUAAAAUAUUAAUUAGAAAAAAUUCUCAAAAUCGAAAAAACUUGAAAUUGAAUUUCUAAAACCUAAUUAAAAAAAAUUAGGAAAACUAAAAAAAGUUGUAGAACAAUUAAAAAAAUUAAAAACUCUAAAAUGAAAAGGUUAAAGAUAGAUAUUACUCCCUCCGUUCCGUUGGAAGGUUCGCAUAGCAAAAUGACACGGUUAUUUAGACAAUAGUUAUAUAAAAUACUUCGAAUAUAUUUUGAGAAAUAAUUUUAAUAGGUAUAUAUUAUAAUGUAGUUAGUAUUGAUAAUUGUGAUGUUAUACAUGUAUUAUUUUUAAUAUUUAAUGAUUAAAUUGUCACUUAAGAUUGUUAAUUGUUUCCUAAGAAGGAAAUGAGAACCUUCUAACGGGACAUCAAAACAAGGAAAGUGAGAACCUUCUAAUGGGACGGAGGGAGUAUUAGUUAAGACUUUGUGAAAAUGCUAGAAAAUACAAACCAUUACCUUUAGGAAUUUAGUUUUUUUUAAAUAGUAAAAAUAUUAUAUUUUUAUUAUCAUUAUGUUAUUAUUUUGUUUCAUAAUGUUUCAUAACCUUGCUUUUUGUUUUUUUAGAGAACUUUUAAUGUUCCAUGUUGCUGAUUUCUAAGGUGCAUUUUUUUAUGAAAAGUACAACUUAAUUAACUAUCAAAAUUGUAGUUUACAAUAGCACAUAAGGGGGUAUCCCUAGUUAAGGAAGAGCAUAACAAGCCAAUGCUUCAUGCACUAAAUUAAAAAAACAAAUCAACCCCAAACAAUUUGUCUAAAGCAUAUUUCGUCAAAGGAACAAACAAUAGCAUCAUACAAUUUGCAUAGCCUGACUUGCAUAGUCUGCCUCAAGCAGAAACAACACCAUCAAGCAGUUCUCAAUCACUCCCCUCUAUGAUCAAAGCAAAAGGCAGCACUCUCGAGGCAAAAAGCAUACCAAUAGUCAACAAUUUGCAUAUGGGUACCAUACAAAACUCCCAAGGCAACACCUAACCAAGAAAACAACCUAGGUACCACCAUAAAAAUCAAUAAAGUUGAUAGGAUAUAAUCUAAAUAACACCUUCAAUUGCAAAAACACACUAAUCACCUUAUGAGCAACAAUAACCUCAUUCACAUCCUUUCAAAUUGACAAUGCAUAAAUGAGAUAGCUGAAACUGUUACGCGCAUCCUAGUAUGCUUUUUAGGAUUCUUGAAGGUAACUGCGCAGUUAUCUUCAAAACUUCAUUUGAAUGCCUUCCUGAUUGAAGUUUUAGCUGAAAUUUGGUAUGAGUAAACUAGACUUAAUUAACAAGAUGUUCAAAAAAUAUCAUUAUAAAAUUCCACCAGGAACCGCCUCGAAUGGUGACGGACAGACAGAGUCUCCUAUAUAAGAACUUAUUUGACCUUUUUAUGCAAUUUCGAGGACCAAUCUGACCCUUACCUCAAAAUUUAUUUGACCCAUGACGAAGGUUAAGUCGGAUUUCGCAAAUCCGACUUUGGAGAGACCCAUUUUAACUUUCCCGUAUUUUUGUACCAAAAAACUCAUAUACUACCAAGUACAAAAACCCUUGCUCACAAAAGUGACUUAAUAUGUUACUACGUAUCAUUUAUUUAUAUUAUUGUGUCAUAUAUUUACGACAUUGUUCUUUUACGUUAAAGAUAUGUCAUCAAUUCAGUGACACUACGGCUGUUUUCUAAUGGUUUCGCACCAUUUUAAAUUUUGUAACAUGUACGAGCAAAGACCCUGACUAUUAAAGUUGAAAACAUAUUUUUUACUACUUUUAUAUUAUGCAUUGCGCAUAAAAAUUGCUAGACACAAGCAUAAACUGCAAUACUGUUGGAGUAUUCUCAACAUGGUAGUUGUAAUUCUUGUCCCACAUCGAUGAGAGAAAGAGAAAGUGUCUUUUUUAAGAAAUUUCUUAUAAAAUGUGUGGUCCAUGGGUCAUUGUAACCAUGAGUUUUGUGUGCUAAUGUUAGUAUGGUUAUAUAAUACGUACACUACUACAUACGAUUAUACAUAAUCAUAUUUACAAUCAAGAGUUAGCAAUUUGCACUGAAGCAUGAAUUAAAUAUAGAGAAUAUUACCCGAAAUAGGACUAAAAUAAUAAUUAUAGUCUUCACAGUAAUUACUCCUAUUUUGGAAUAAAAAACAUGACAGUCCUAUUUUUGAAUUUUCAAACUGAUUUAGUUCUAUUUCGAGAACUUUCCAUUAAAUAUAACAAUAAUAGAGCUAUUGUUAUUUUUAGUGAAUUCGUGGAAUCAUCCACUAAGAAAAUUAUGAACACAAUGAACGGGGUAUGUUAAGGACUUAUGGCAAAGGACACAAUUAGCAGUCACAGUCUCUGUAUAUAUAGCCUAUUACUCUUGUGUGGCAAUGAAUGUCAAUGUAUUAGACAGAAAUAUUCUUCCCAAACAUAAAACAUUUGACAAGAUAUAGGCACAUUUUGCAGAUACGUAUAUUGCAUGAAUAAGGCUAUUAGUCACAGAGCAGAAAGUAGGAGAUCCAUUGUGGGGGAUUUGGCACCCCCAUUCACGUGUAUGGAAGCCAAGCAGAAAGAAAGCUGGAACCAAACGGACGCAGGAGCCAGGAAAGAAACAUUUUUGCGUUGAACGUAGCUUCAAGUGCAUAUUGUGUUGAACGUAGCUUCAAGUGCGAUCGCAUCAUUGCUGCUUCCAGGUGGAAGAACAGUAAAUUCCAGGUCAGUUUUUUUAGUUUUUAAAAAUUAUAAUUCCAAAUGAAUACUAAGACAAUGAAUUGUAACUUUCGGGUUUAAAAUCCCACUCAUAGCAGCGGAAAAUUCAGCUUGCAACAUAAAAUCAGGAAGUGCACUUGUGAACCUGAUUCAAAUGACAAAAUUGAUAAUUUUGGACGAGGCACCCAUGACUAAUAAGUACUGCUAUGAAGCUCUUGAUCGGACUAUGCGGGAUAUUCUUCGACAUUCAUACGGUUGUGAUGGGAGCAAACCUUCUGGUGGAAAGACAAUUGUUUUUGGCGGAGACUUUUGACAGAUUUUACCGGUACUGAGGCUAACGAAGACAUGAGAGUGCGAAGUGGAUGAGACGAUCUUAAUUUUGCAUAAAUACAAAGGUUCAUUUAUUGGAUUUUAAAGAUAGGGGACGGGGUUCUAGGUGACAAUGAGUAUGAGAAUCAUAUAUUGACAUACCCGAAGAAUUCCUCGUGCCUUUGAUUUCUGAUCCAGUUACUUAUAUUGUCCAGAGUACAUAUCCCGAUUUUUUAGCACAAUCCACAUCACCGUCAUAUUUAAUGUCAAGAUCAAUACUUGCGCCAACAGUUGACGAGGUGGACAAGGUUAAUGAUUACAUGUUCGAACAACUACCAUCAGAGAUGAAGACAUAUUUCAGCUCUGAUUCUGCAUCAUUAUCUGAUUCUGAUAGUAGUUUAUUGCAAGAGAUCCAUUCUCCAGAAUUCCUUAACGGAAUCAAAUGUUCCGGAGUACCUAGCCAUGAGCUCAAAUUAAAAGUGGGUGCCCAUGUGAUGCUUAUGAGAAAUCUUGAUCACUCAUUGGGUUUGUGUAAUGGCACUCGACUUUUAGUGACCCAACUUGGAAAGCAUGUUAUUGAGGCCCAAAUGUUGUCAGGGCCAACUGCCGACCAAAAACAUUUCAUUCCCCGUCUUACCUUGACUCCUUCUGAUGUCAGACUGCCAUUCACCUUCCAGCGCAGGCAAUUCCCUCUGAUGGUUAGUUAUGCGAUGAGGUCAAGGCCAGUCAUUGGAAAAUGUGGGCAUAUUCUUACGGCGACCGGUUUUCACCCAUGGGCAGCUUUACGUUGCUGUAUCAAGAGUCACGAGUUCAGCUGGUUUGAAGUUUUUGACAUGUGACGAUAAUGGUAGAUCGACAAAUUUAAAUGUUGUAUACAAAGAGGUCUUUACCAAUUUGUAAUAUUGCAUUUUGUCUUGAAUAAAAUUGAGAACAUUUUGUUGGAAAAAGUGUGUUAAAAGUGCAUUAAAUGGUCAUUUUGGGGCAAUUAUUUGAGUGGGGUCCACUUCCGAUUUGGGUCGGGUCAAAGUGGUUUCGGAUUGUCCUUGCUAAGGGCUACAAUUCGAUAUAUGGUACACUCAAAACGGAUAACGGGUGAAUGAGAAAUUGUUUUUCGAAGUUUACCCGUUGGAAUGGAGAAAACUAGGAAAAUGUGGGUUUUAGUGUGGGUUCUUUCCCACACCGAAAAUCACAAGGGAAUUUGAACCCUUUAUAAAGGGAACCCCCCCUAAGGAGUUAAGAUUCCUAAAGGGAAAGGCUCUCUCACGCGCGCAGGGGGGGUGCGAAUCAAAUCCCGAAACCGAAGAACAAAAACCGCGACUUGCGUGUGCGGGCGAACCUGCACACACGAAUGCCAUCCGAAAAUCUAUCUUCUAAAGAUAACGUUAAUUUUUGUUCUUCCGGUACGUUCCUACUUUAAUUUUUGCUCCAUGCACAUAAAUGCCCAACGUCUAUAUGCUGCCAUUGAUGUCCCAACGUUCAUAUGAACGUUUGGGUUGUUUAAGGACUGGAAUCAAUGCCCAACGUUUAGGACAUUGAUGUCCAACGAUCAUAAACCUUAAACAGCCAUUAACACACCUUAAUCCACCCCUAUAAAAGGCUAGUAGGUGCUUUGCAAAGAUACAACUCUUCAUACACUUCGUUCACGUAUUUUCAUAGCUAAAACAGCACCUCUAGCACUCCAUACAAACUCCUUCGGUGUUCUGCUUUUGUUCACGUUCGUUGGAACUUUAGUUUGAGUGCUAAACUAUUGUUCGAAGUCAUCGUAUCCUGGGAAACGAUCGUUGCAACGCUCCUAGCACCCUGGGAGGCAACGAAUACGUUUUAAGGAAAUCGUGCGUAGCACGAGCUUUGGCUUAUUCCGCUUCAUCUCAUUUCUUGUUUUUUCUUUAAGUCAUUUUAUUUAAUUAAUCUCUAUUAAUUAAUUUUCUUUGUUUUUUCGAAACACACCCAACAAUCUUAAAACGUAUUCGGUGAUUGUUCUACUACGGUAAACAAUCUCAAAACUUGUACUUUGUCACCUUGGUGAACGAACUUGUUUUUUUGUGCUUUCGAAUAAUGUAAGAAACGAAAAAUGACUUCUCAAGAAAAUGAAAAUGUUGUUGGGCAGAAUGCUUUGAACGGUUUGAACGAUAAUCACUUUGAAAGCGGAACUGCGGUGAACAAUAGUUCACAACGCGGUGCAUCUGCUUUGGUUAACCAAAGGGCUAUCCCUAUGGUGACCGUGCCGAGCAACUCUGUGGAGAAACCCGAAAAAAUUAAUGGGUUAAACUUCAAGAGGUGGCAGCAAAAGAUGCUCUUCUAUCUCACUACUCUCGGUCUUGCACGUUUCUUGACCGAGGAUGCGCCUGUAGUAACCGGGGGUGAGGUGGAUGCGCAAUCUUUCAACGCGGUUGAGGUUUGGAAGCAUUCUGACUUCCUUUGCCGAAACUACGUGUUGAACGGGCUGCAUGAUGCUCUGUACGACGUGUAUAGUAAAUUAGCUACGGCUAAGGAGCUAUGGAAUGCUUUGGACCACAAAUAUAAGAGCGAGGAUGCCGGUGCAAAGAAAUUUGUUGUCGGUCGAUUCCUUGAUUUUAAAAUAGUGGAUUCGAAGACGGUCCUGAGUCAAGUUGAAGAAAUGCAAAUGAUCUUCAACGAAAUUCGAGAUGAAGGAAUGACAGUUAGCUAGUCUUUCCAAGUGGCGUCAAUUAUCCAUUUAUUGCCGCCGGCUUGGAUGGAUUUCAAGAACUACCUUAAGCAUAAGCGAAAGGAAAUGAACUUGGAACAGUUGAUCCUCCGUCUGCGGAUUGAAGAGGAUAAUCGGAAGAACGAUGGGAGACUUCCAAUCGUUAGCGGCGCCAAGGCCAAUGUGGUGGAGCAUGCAAAAGGCUCCCAAAAUAAAAAUAAUGGGAAGAGCAAGCUCGGUCCCAAGGGAGGCGUUUCCAAACCCAAAUUUAAUGGAAAAUGCUUCAAUUGCAACAAGAAUGGACACAAGUCCUCGGAUUGCAAGGCACCACGGAAGAAGAAAGACUCCCAAGUCAACUUGGUGCAAGGUGGGCAAAAGGAUGAAGACAUCAUCCUAGCGGCUGUGGUUACCGAAGUCAACCUCGUUGGAUCCAAUUCCAAGUAGUGGUUCGUGGACACCGGUGCAACCCGGCACAUUUGCUCUAACCAGGAGCUAUUCACAACCUUUGAGCCAUCAAACGGUGAGAAUGUGUGGAUGGGGAAUUCUGCUCAUUCCGAGAUUGAAGGCAUGGGCAAGGUGGUCCUGAAGAUGACUUCGGGCAAGGAGCUGACUCUCAACAAUGUGUUGUACGUCCCGGAGAUACGCAAAAACUUGAUCUCGGGAAUGUAUGUGAGGAAGGGGUAUGCAGUUGAUGGGCUGUUUAAGCUCAAUGUAAUGACUAUUAUUAUUAAUAAUAAUAAAAUCUCUUCUGCUUACUUGCUUGAGUCUUCCAAUGUGUGGCAUGGUAGACUAGGACAUGUUAAUUUUAAUUCUAUACGUAGAUUAAUUAACAUGGAACACAUUCCUAAAUUCACAAUUGAUGUGAAUCACAAAUGUGGAGUUUGUGUAGAGGCAAAACUAGCGAAAACGUCUUUCAAAUCGGUUGAAAGAAAAACGGAACCACUAGAAUUAAUUCAUAGUGACGUUUGUGAUUUUAAAUCAAUACAAACACGUGGUGGUAAUAAAUAUUUUAUUACUUUUAUCGAUGAUAGCACUCGCUAUAGCUAUGUUUAUUUAUUAAAAAAUAAACACGAAGCAAUCGAUAAAUUUAUUCUUUAUAAGAAUGAAGUGGAAAACCAACUUAAUCGACGGAUUAAAACGGUUAGGAGUGAUCGAGGUGGUGAGUAUGAAAUACCAAUUGGUGACUUUUGCGCAAGUGUGGGUAUAGUACACGAACGUACCGCACCCUAUUCACCUCAAUCAAACGGUGUUGCCGAACGAAAGAAUCACACAUUGAAAGAUAUGAUGAAUGUGAUGCUAGUAAGUUCGGGCUUGCCACAAAAUAUGUGGGGCGAAACAAUCUUGACAAGCAAUUACCUUUUAAAUAAGGUUCCCUGGAAAAAAUAUGAUAAAACUCCGUACGAGUUGUGGAAAGGCAGACGGCCUUCCUAUCAAUAUUUAAAAGUGUGGGGGUGUCUUGCUAAGGUGGAAAAAUAUUUAAAAUAGGUCCAAAAACGGUGGAUUGUAUUUUUAUUGGGUAUGCACAAAAUAGUAGUGCUUAUCGGUUUUUAGUGUACGAUUCGAAUAAUCCGGAUGUACAUAAAAACACAAUAAUUGAAUCAAGGAAUGCUUCAUUCUUUGAAGAUGUAUUUCCAUGCAAGUCCAACGAAGUGCCUAGCACGUCAAAACGAACAUUUGACGUAGCUAUGGAAAAUACUAGCGAGGGAUCCGGAGAAGAACCCGAACCCAGACGUAGCAAACGUGCUAGAAUUGAAAAAUCCUUCGGACCGGAUUUUCUCACCUACCUGGUAGAAGUUGACUCGGAUAUUCUAACAUGUAUGGUAGAAAAUGAACCGGAUUUUCUAACAUGUUUGGUAGAAAAUGAGCCACGGACUUAUACGGAAGCCGUGACGUCUAUUGAAGGUCCUGUGUGGAAAAAAGCCAUCAAAAGUGAGGUGGAUUCUAUCCUUAAAAAUCACACAUGGGAAUUGGUUGAUCUUCCUCCGGGAAAUAAACCUUUGGGAUCCAAGUGGAUUUUUAAACGGAAAAUGAAACCUGACGGUUCCAUUGAUAAGUACAAGGCCAGACUUGUAAUCAAAGGAUACAAGCAACGUGAGGGCCAUGAUUACUUUGACACAUAUUCUCCUGUGACGAGAAUAAAUUCCAUUAGGAUGAUACUAGCAAUUGUCGCAUUGCGGAAAUUGAAAGUUCAUCAAAUGGACGUAAAAACCGCUUUUCUAAAUGGCGAUAUAGACGAAGAAAUCUAUAUGGAACAGCCCGAGGGCUUUCGUGUUCCUGGUCAAGAAAGGAAAGUGUGUAAAUUAAUUAAAUCAUUGUAUGGAUUGAAACAAGCCCCUUAACAGUGGCACGAAAAGUUCGAUCAUGCAAUGUUAAUUAAUGGGUUUAAAAUAAACGAAAGUGACAAAUGCGUCUAUGUGAAGAGCACGGUAGACGGCUAUGUCAUCUUAUGUUUAUAUGUGGAUGAUAUACUCAUCGUGGGUAGCAAUAAUCUAAUGAUUAAUUCUACCAAAAGCAUGUUAAAUUCUAAGUUUGACAUGAAGGAUAUGAGGCUGGCCGAUUUAAUCCUUGGGAUUAAAAUAAUUAGAGGACCUGACGGUCUAACGCUAAGUCAAUCCCAUUACGUUGAUAAAAUCCUUACUAAAUUUAAUAAGGAUGAUUAUCAAGAGGCAAGGACGCCAUUAGAUAAAAAUGUACAUCUGACCAAAAAUCGUGGAGACUGUAUUUCUCAAGUAGAAUACGCUAGGAUUAUUGGCAGUUUAAUGUAUCUAAUGAGUUGUACCAGGCCUGAUAUUGCCUUUGUGGUUAGUAAGCUUAGUAGAUAUACUAGCAACCCCGGUGAUGAACACUGGAAGGCAAUAGUAAGGGUUUUGAGGUAUUUACGGAAAACCCAAAACCUUGGACUGCACUAUGAAAGAUAUCCAACUGUACUUGAAGGGUAUAGCGACGCUAGUUGGAAAUCUGACAUUAAGGACUCAAAAUCCACAAGUGGAUAUGUUUUCACUUUGGGAGGUGCAGCCGUGUCGUGGAAAUCCUCGAAACAACCGUUAAUAGCUAGAUCUACGAUGGAAUUUGAGCUAAUAGCCUUGGAUAAGUGCACUGAAGAGGCUGAAUGGCUACGCCAUUUUCUCGAGGAUAUUCCAAGUUGGGAGAAGCCUGUCCCUCCAAUAUGCAUACCUUGUGAUUGUCAAGCGGCAAUUGGAAGGGCACAGAGCAAUCUCUACAAUGGUAAGUCUAGACACGUUCGUCGUAGACAUAACACCAUUAAACAACUCCUCACAACGGGUGUUAUCACUGUUGACUACGUGAAGUCAAAGGAUAACGUAGCGGAUCCGCUAACCAAGGCAUUGGAUAGAAAAUUGUUGGAGAAGUUAUCACGAGGAAUGGGACUAAAGCCCGUAAAUUGAAAAGUUCUAUAGUGGAUACCCAACCUAGUUGGUCCUAGGUUCAAAAGGGACAACUAAAUUAUAGAGCGAAGGAUGGUCACUGUGGGGGUCCCAAACUCCUACCCACUCCUCGUUGAAACAGUGACUCCCGCACGAGGUUAGCAAAAACGUUUGCUUUAAUGAUUCUAAAAUGUUGAUCUACUCGAUAACAUUGGAAGAGUAUGCGGAAUACUCAUGAAAGAAUCACCUAUGUGAGAGAGAAGAGGGCCGCUUCAAAGGAGAACUGUAAUGGCUCAGUUCUUUAGAAACUCUUGCAGAACCAGGACGGUGACCCAUGGCCAAAACGGGCACACACAUGAGAACGGAACAAAGGUCGAAGGUUCUUGUGUAAAGAUAAGUCAAUAUUUACACGACGACAGUAUAGUUCAAGGACAUCGAGUCUACUAGACAGCCAGUAAAUAAACGUGUCUUUACAUCGGAAGGUUCAAAGGAUAAAACCUACCUCUCCGUGUGCAGGGAUCAUCCGGUGAACACAACGUGUCCUCCUAUCUUCGUGUCUUUUUAAGUCUCGAAAAUCAAUUUUCAUUCAUGUGGGGGAUUGUUGGAAAAACUGUGUUAAAAGUGCAUUAAAUGGUCAUUUUGGGGGAAAUUAUUUGAGUGGGGUCCACUUCCGAUUUGGGUCGGAUCAAAGUGGUUUCGAAUUGUCCUUGCUAAGGGCUACAAUUCGAUAUAUGGUACACUCAAAACGGAUAACGGGUGAAUGAGAAAUUGUUUUUCGAAGUUUACCCGUUGGAAUGGAGAAAACUAGGAAAAUGUGGGUUUUAGUGUGGGUUCUUUCCCACACCGAAAAUCACAAGGGAAUUUGAACCCUUUAUAAAGAGAAACCCCCCCUAAGGAGUUAAGAUUUCUAAAGGGAAAGGCUCUCUCACGCGCGCAGGAGGAGUGCGAAUCAAAUCCCGAAACCGAAGAACAAAAACCGCGACUUGCGUGUGCGGUGACCUGCACACACGAAGAUAAACUUUAAUUUUUGUUCUUCCGAUACGUUCCUACUUUAAUUUUUGCUCCAUGCACAUAAAUGCCCAACGUCUAUAUGCUGCCAUUGAUGUCCCAACGUUCAUAUGAACGUUUUGGGUUGUUUAAGGACUGGAAUCAAUGCCCAACGUUUAGGACAUUGAUGUCCAACGAUCAUAACCAUUAAACAGCCAUUAACACACCUUAAUGCACCCCUAUAAAAGGCUAGUAGGUGCUUUGCAAAGAUACAACUCUUCAUACACUUCGUUCACGUAUUUUCAUAGCUAAAACAGCACCUCUAGCACUCCAUACAAACUCCUUCAGUGUUCUGCUUUUGUUCACGUUCGUUGGAACUUUAGUUUGAGUGCUAAACUAUUGUUCGAAGUCAUCGUAUCCUGGGAAACGAUCGUUGCAACGCUCCUAGCACCCCGGGAGGCAACGAAUACGUUUUAAGGAAAUCGUGCGUAGCACGAGCUUUGACUUAUUCUGCUUCAUCUCAUUUCUUGUUUUUUCUUUAAGUCAUUUUAUUUAAUUAAUCUCUAUUAAUUAAUUUUCUUUGUUUUUUCGAAACACACCCAACACAUUUUAAUUACAAUUCACAGAGGGAAAACAAUAUUAUGCGCUCAUUUAGAAAAAUAAUUGAAUUAUUGUCAAAACAAUUCAGUUUUAUCCCAUGUAACGCACGGGUUAAAUAACUAAUUGUUCAUAAAUCAAACUAAAACAUAUUCAAGUUUACAAGAAAAAGGGUAUAACAACUUCACAGUACCCGUGUUCUUCUGAGAGAUUCACAUGGAAUUGAUGAAGUGAAGAGUGACACAGGAAACAAAAUUCUUUACAUCCUCAAGGUUCAUGGAAUUGCUCCCGAGAUACCAGAGGAUUUGUACCAUUUGAUUAAGAAGGCAGUUGCAAACAGGAAGCACUUUGAGAGGAAUAGGAAGGACAAGGACUCCAAGUUCCGCCUGAUUCUUGUUAAGUGCAGGAUACAUCGCCUUGCCCACUACUACAAGAAGACAAAAAACUUCCCCCGUUUGAAAAUAUGUAUCUACAACUGCCAACACCUUGGUGGCUUAAACUGAAGUGGGCUUUGGGAUCUGAAAUGAUCAGAAACCCGUUUGGUGAUCCUAUUUUUCAGCUUAUCGGGCUUGUCAACCAACUUUUUCAUCAAACACGUAAUUUUUUAUUUCGCACACUGAUUUGUGUAAUAAUAAGAAAAAGUUAGGUUGUAGUUACUUUUCUAGCUGUACUGCUGAAGUUACUGUAUGAGAUCAUUUUAGC
Messenger RNA from Cuscuta europaea, 12802 nucleotides. The record is from the annotation of a GenBank genome assembly. NCBI's taxonomy places the organism in Eukaryota, Viridiplantae, Streptophyta, Magnoliopsida, Solanales, Convolvulaceae.